AAAUUGAUAUUUCAGAAGAAUGGGUAGUAUUUAUAAAGGCAGCUGGUUCAUUUUAGAGGAUUUAUCCAUAGAUUACGCUUUAAAUAUCAAGUCUAGCAACCUCAGUGUGCCAAUAGAGGAUGUCUGGGUCGACCUCAGUCAGGCGGUGAAAAUAUUGGCCGACGAUGGCCGAAAUUUGUCAAGUAUAAACAAGAUAUGGUCUGUGAACUCCAACGCUUAUUGUCCAAUUCUAGACUUUAUUCAUCAAACUGCACAGAAGACAGCAAACAAAUCAAACUUAUUUAAGCGAUGUUUGGAGAGUUUAGUUCGACUAGCCUUGACUCCGAGGGAUGAAGAAACUUUAGCUCAAAACCUAGAGGAGUACUCAGAACCUGAGCAGCAGAUCUCAAAGAACAUUCAACUAGAUACUUUGAAUGGUGCAGAGGGAAUACCCGGCGAUAUAUUCUACACUAUUGAGGAAGCAGAUGCCGUACAAGGCUCUGCCAUAACGGAGAUUCCUUCGCCGUCCAAGAGAACGAGGCGGAAACCGAAGAAAAAGAUUUCGGAGGAUUACCUGGAACUGGAGGAUCUGGUGACAGAACCUGAAGUGUUGAUGAGCACUGAAACCCUGCUGGGGGAAGGGGAUAGAGUCAAGAACGAGGAUUCAGAGUUUAAAUAUGAUUUUGACGAGGACCUGUACAAUCAUAUAGAUUGUGAUAUUGGGACAGACGAUUUGAAAGAAGAUUCUGUAUCUGGAGAUGAAUUGUCUGAACCUAGUCGGAAGAGGCGGAAGCAUGAUUCGGGUCCCAGGAUCCAAUGCCAGAUCUGUGAUCUCAGCUUAAGCGGGGAUGUUCAACAUUAUUCUCAUUAUCUCUCAGCUCAUCCAGACCAACCCGAUCUUCAUCCCCCCAGACCGAACAAAAGAUUGGUGGAAUGUUUUGAAUGCCCGGAAGUUUUCGAGAAACAGUAUUUGCUAGCUAAACAUUAUAGGUUGCAACACCCGAGCUCUGUUAUGAACGAGAAGGGGAAGAAGGCGAGAUUACCGUGUGCUGGGUGCACAAAGAAGUUUCUCACCAGGGCUGGAUUGUACAAACACUGUGUGGAUCAUCAUCCCGAUAAACUGGAAAUAUGGCCGCCGAAACCUGCAGGGCAGAGUGGAGUUAGAUUAUUCGAACUCCAUGAGAGAUCCGAGCUGAAAUGCGGACUACCGGAGUGUCGGCAUUCAUUUCAACAUUUUAAGGGUUUAACGCGACAUGAGAGAACCCAUACUGAAGCUUAUAUUUGUAUACUCUGCGGGAAACCCUGCUAUUCAGCUGAUAGUCUUAUAGGACACAGUGAGACAGUUCACCCUGAUAAAUCUCAGUUUAUCUGUCGUGUCUGUGGAUUCUAUAAUUAUACUGAACUUAAUCUUAAACUCCACACUGUUCAAGUUCAUAUGAAGGGAACCAAAGAAUAUUCGUGUACAGUAUGCGAGUAUAAAACUCACAAUCACAGCACAUUUCAGGCCCAUAUGAGAAUACACCGUGAGGUGAAGAGUUAUAUCUGCGACGAAUGCGGGAAAGAAUGCAACACGUCACAGGCACUCAGUACACACAAGAGAACCCAUCAGCCAACGGAAACCUUCCAGUAUACCUGUAAUUUCUGUCCUAAAAGGUUCCCUCAUGUUUCCCUGCUAAAUAUCCAUGAACGGGUUCAUACUGGAGAGAAACCUUAUCAAUGCAAGGACUGUGGACAAUGUUUUGGUUCACAAUCUUCACUAAUCAAACAUAACAGAAACAUCCAUACCCCCGAUGAACAGAUGCCCUAUAGAUGCGAUGAAUGCGGGAAAACAUUUUCUAAAGCGCGCCGGAAGGUCUAUUACGGUCAUCUUAAGCAACAUAGCGGUAUCCGGGAUCACAUUUGUCCAGUGUGCAAGGCCGCGUUUAGUUCCCGGGGAUAUCUAGGAAACCAUUUUAAAAAGGUUCACAGACGUAAACUCCACGAAGUAGAGGAAGAAAUGAAACUAAAACCAGAGCAAACCCCCCAGAUAGAUUUCAAUAUCCUCUCUGCAUAGGGCAUAGUUCUAUAUACUGGAGUAUACUGAGAUAGAUUUCAAUAUUCUCUCUUCAUAGUUAUAUAUACUGGAGUAUACUGAGAUAGAUUUCAAUAUCAUCUCUUCAUAGUUCUAUAUACUUGAGUAUACUGAGAUAGAUUUCAAUAUCCUCUCUUCAUAGUUCUAUAUACAGGAGUAUACUGAGAUAGAUUUCAAUAUCAUCUCUUCAUAGUUCUAUAUACUUGAGUAUACUGAGAUAGAUUUCAAUCCUCUCUUCAUAGUUCUAUAUACAGGAGUAUACUGAGAUAGAUUUCAAUAUCCUCUCUUCAUAGUUCUAUAUACUGGAGUAUACUGAGAUAGAUUUCAGUAUCCUGAUCAUAGUUCUAUAUUUUGGAUUAUACUGAGAUAGAUUUCAGUAUCCUGAUCAUAGUUCUAUAUUUUGGAUUAUACUGAGAUAGAUUUCAGUAUCCUAAUCUUAGUUCUAUAUUCUGGAUUAUACUGUGAUAGAUUUCAGUAUCCUAAUCAUAGUUCUAUAUUCUGGAGUAAAUAAC
Molecule: messenger RNA, 2562 nt
Organism: Eurytemora carolleeae
Lineage: Eukaryota; Metazoa; Arthropoda; Copepoda; Calanoida; Temoridae
Product: zinc finger protein 879-like
Exons: 17
Coding region: 20-2032 (670 amino acids)
Biological process (GO): regulation of transcription by RNA polymerase II
Molecular function (GO): RNA polymerase II cis-regulatory region sequence-specific DNA binding; DNA-binding transcription factor activity
Source: RefSeq, a predicted model, not a curated record